AUGGGCGACGUGGCUUUUGCCGCCGAAUCCUUCUCUGUCGCAAACGACGAGUUGGGGGUGCUUCAGGAUAUUCGCCGGAGAUGUUGCCGAGAGCCCACGUCCGCUAUCGUGGCUACUUGGUGCAUUGGGGAGACCCAGCCCCAUGAAAAUUGUGGUGCUGGCGUUGUCACUCACCCCUGCACAGGGCGUGUCCUCAGCAAUCCACUCAACAGCGACCCAUUUGUCUUGGAAAAUGCGUCAUUCCAUGCGCCGUGGUGGGGAGUUGUAUGCGACGCAACGACGACCCCCGUGGCCAUUGUCGAGCUCGUCCUACCCUACCAAGGAUUAGCUUGCUCAUUGGACUCGAUCAAUUUUACUGCGCUCUCGAACCUCGAGGUCCUGAAUUUGGAAGGCAACGAGUUCACGGGGCCGUUGCCUGAGUGGAUUGGUACGAUGUCGUCGCUAGAGGUGCUCAACUUGAAUGGCAACCGCUUACACGGCCCCCUGCUCGAUUCCAUCAUCGAUAACGUCAACCUGGUCGAGCUCAGCCUUGCCCAAAAUGAGCUCACCGGCCUUGUGCCAAACCAACUCAAAGUCUUGCCCCUUGAGGUUCUCGAUCUGUUUGGAAAUCAAUUUUCUGGACCGCUUCCCCCCGAUGUCCUGCGCAACCCCCGCCUUCGAUACCUCGACCUUUCCGAAAAUGCCCUGUCGGGGCCGUUUCCCCCUCACAUGCUCCUUCCGCGGCUCGCCCACUUUGACGUAUCCUUCAACGAGCUCACUGGCCCCCUGCCGCCCAAUAUGCAUCUCUUUGGACGUGACGACACGGUGCCGCCAUCGCCGUCCCAACUCGAAUACUUCGACGCGUCGAACAACAGACUGGAGAGCGCCAUCCCUGGCCUCAUCGGCCAGCUCGAACGACUCGCAGUGUUUUCUGUGCGCAACAACUCCAACAUUUUCGGUAAAGUGCCGCCACUGCCGCCGUUGUUGCUGCAAAAGUUGGAUCCAACAGCCUUUGAUGGUUCUACCCAUCAUCUUGCGUGCCCUUUGCCUGACCUGGGGCCAUCUCGCACGUGGGGCGCGGUGGUUUGCUCCUGCAAAGGCAACAAAACGGAUGCGGGAGCAUGCAUGGCAUGCCCUUCGGGCUUUGUGCUCGAUGCCACCCUGAACACGUGUUCGGGAUGCCCCCUCGGUAGCUUUCCCCAAAAGGACAUUUGCGAACCAUGCCCGUCAGGCACAUUUGCAGCGACGCUUGGGUCCCCAGCCUGCCAAACGUGCCCAGAUGGCUACACCUCGUUGUCAGGGGCAUCCAUUUGCAACCCUUGCCCCCCAGGAACAUCCACAUCCGACGAAGGAACAUGUUUGGCCUGUCCUCCCGGGUUGCAUGCCCCCGCCCCCGGCACGACUUGCCUCCCCUGUCCCAACAACACUUUCUCAGCAGCUUCGGGUACGAUCCAUUGCAUCCCUUGCCCGCACAACGCUGUAGCAGACGAGGGGUCGACUCAGUGCUUCCCGUGCCCUCAAGACACAACGGUCGAUUUGGGGGGGUCUCGGGGGUGCGUGGCCCAACCUCGACCGGGGACGGGGUACUUCGGAGCCAACGACGAUGUCGCCGACUGCAUUCCUGGUACGUUCAACGACGGCACGUUUGCUCGAUGCCAACCGUGCUCUCGUGGCAGCUUCAGCAGCGGCUCUGCCGCGACGAACUGCACGUUGUGUUCGACGGGGUCGUUCACGAACACCACAGGCGCGAGCCAAUGCGUCUACUCCCCACCUGGGACAUAUACUUCCACUCUGGGAGCGACGGAACCAACCUUUUGCGCUCCAGGCUCGAUCAGCGACGUCGCCGGGGCGACGCAGUGCUCGCAUUGCCCAAAGCACACAAUGGCGCCUCGGUUGGGAUCGUCUGCGUGCAUGUUAGCCCCGCCAGGGUCUGUGCUCAAAACUACAGCGUGGCCGAGCUUCCUUUUGACACUUUCUCAGCCGCAACAGUUCCGCCUCGACGACUUGAAUAUGUCCAAGAUAACCGAGAUCGUCCAUCACGCAUGGCUGUUCGUGUCGCCCGAGCCCAUGUCGUCUUUGGUUGUCAGCACAUUUGACAACAAGCUGGCCAACAACCAGCAGUUUGGAGGAACGUCCAGUGUGAGUUUGCAUGUGGUGCUCGACACACACGCGACGACGCUGGAGCUCUUACAACACAUCCCGGCCUACCUGGUUGUACUCGACAUGCUGCUGGACGAAGCCGCCAUGCUCUUGGUGACGGAUGAUGCCCCCACUCGCCUUGACGUCCUCCAGCCCCUCCAACUCCCUGUGGCCGUACCGUGCGGUAAAGGCACGUUUUCGAAUGGCACGCAUUGCGUCGACUGUGGCGUUGGAACGUUCAACGAUCGUCUUGGCGCGACCAAGUGCCACAAGUGCCAUCGGGGAAGUCGUGCGUCUAUUUCUGGCAGCCACAAAUGCACACCCUGUGGUCGCGACGAGUUUGCAGAUGCCACGGCUACCAAGUGCAUGGAGUGCCCGACGUUUUCCAUCGACCUGAGCUUGGUGUGCCCCCAAGCGAAUGGUCGGUUCAUAUGGCUUGUCUUUUACAUCUUGUACUACCUCCACUUCGUCUGGACGAGCCAUCUUUAUCUGUACGGGCAGCCCACUCGAGCUCCACCGCUGAUGGCGUCGUACCGGGCGAACGGCGGCCAGACCGUCAACACGGCGAUUGUGUGGCCGCCCCCCAUUGUCAUUUCGGCCGCCACCCUGCGAAGUAAGCGCGGAAUUUAG
This is a messenger RNA of Aphanomyces invadans, 2748 nucleotides long. RefSeq lists its product as hypothetical. The coding region runs from base 1 to 2748 and encodes 915 amino acids. NCBI's taxonomy places the organism in Eukaryota, Oomycota, Saprolegniomycetes, Saprolegniales, Verrucalvaceae. The transcript has a single exon. Gene Ontology annotation, molecular function: protein binding. The record is from RefSeq and is a predicted model, not a curated record.